AUGGGGAAUCUUUUUAAAUCAGCUGAAAACGUUGCCAGCUUUGUUCAGAACUGUUGUGCUAAAUUUAUAGAUAGGGCCAAACACUCCGAGGAGCACCAACAUAUCAACGUAUACAACAUAUACUGUUUUGAUUUAAAUACAAAUGGUGCCAAGGAAAAGAUGGUUAGUUCUAUUAACAACGGAAAGGACAAGACCCAGCACAAUUGUACUGUCGACCACUAUAAAUGUGACACUUUAAAAAGUAUAAUUGCUGAAAUCGAGCUUAGAGAUAACAUUGGUACAUGUGACUAUGACCCAAAACUAUCCACUGAGUAUUACAACAAGUUUCAAAAAAAUAUUUUUUCAAUUAUUGAAAAAAACUGGGACUACAAAGACCACACGACUAAAGCCUUGAGGUUAAAAAUAUUACAAAGACGUCUUGAUUUUAUAACACAGCAUAUCAGUAUCCCAAAUAGAAUUGUUACCAAGAUACUGGAACUAAAUGGAAUGGAGUCUCAAAAAGAUAUGUUUUCAUUAGCUAAUGAACAAUAA
Messenger RNA from Saccharomycodes ludwigii, 531 nucleotides. RefSeq lists its product as uncharacterized. Lineage: Eukaryota; Fungi; Ascomycota; Saccharomycetes; Saccharomycodales; Saccharomycodaceae. The record is from RefSeq and is a predicted model, not a curated record. The transcript has a single exon. The coding region runs from base 1 to 531 and encodes 176 amino acids.